Molecule: messenger RNA, 864 nt
Organism: Penicillium canariense
Lineage: Eukaryota; Fungi; Ascomycota; Eurotiomycetes; Eurotiales; Aspergillaceae
Exons: 1
Coding region: 1-864 (287 amino acids)
Source: RefSeq, a predicted model, not a curated record
AUGAAGCUCUCCAUCGCUACUCUCGCUCUUGCCCUCUCGGGCUCUGCCAUGGCUGCUCCCUUCUUUUCCAAUGGCACCACUGUCUAUUCCUCGUCUUCGGGCCUUCCGACUCCCGCGCGGGCCCCGUCGAGCACCGGUCUGCCUGCGCCAUCCACCACUCCUGUGGUUGGCUCCCAGCCGGCUUCAUUCCUGCCCAAGCGGAGUGGUCUUCCCUCCAUUCCUACCGACCUGCCAUCUCUCAUUUCAGAUGCGCAGUCGGCCCUUGGUGCUCUUGCUUCGGCCGGUGCGCAGAAGCGUGACGCAUCUCUCGCUCUCCCAACCGAUCUGCCUUCACUGAUCUCUGAUGUCGAGUCAGUGUCUGCUGCCCUCGCUUCGAGCGGUGCUCAGAAGCGGGGCGAGUCUCUGUCGAUCCCGACCGAUCUCCCCUCUCUGGUUCCGGAUGCUGAGGCCAUUGCUGCCAGCCUCGCUUCCAGUGGUGUUCAGAAGCGCGCUGACUCCGCUGCACUCCCGACCGACCUACCCUCUCUGAUCUCGGAUAUCCAGUCUGCGCUCGGAGCCCUUGCCUCGUCUGGUGCCCAGAAGCGCGAUGGCUCUCUGUCCAUUCCCACUGAUCUGCCCUCUCUGGUGUCUGAGGCUGAGUCUGUUGUUGCGGCCCUUGCCUCGAGCGGUGUCCAGAAGCGUGGCUUCACGUCUACGCCUCUACGUACCCCCACUGGUACUCUCAGCGGUAUUCCUAGUGCUACCCCUGUCCCCUCCAGCUCUCGCCUCCCUCUGCCUUCUACCCCUUCCGGCCUUCCGGAGUCCUCCACCAAGCCUGUGACCUCCCCAACCGGCUUCUCUAUCCUCGGCUUCCCCAUUGCCUAG